CGCAACUGAUGCUAUAAAAAAACAAAAACUGCAACUAUCAAACCACCGGUUGGAGUUUGAGAUCGGCAAAGGCUGAUAGCUACCUCUCGAUAUGGAGGCUGCUUUCAUCUCAUUACUGAUCAACAAGCUCGGCGAAAUCACAGUCGGCCAGGCCCAUAGCAGAUGCUCUCAGCUACUGCUGCAGCACACAACUCCACCUUUAGAUCAGAUUCAUGCUCGGGUGGAACGAAUCACCAACGAGUUCAAAGUGAUGCAGGCCUUCCUGGAAGGCUCUAAUUGGUCCACUGCUGCUGCUACUAACAAACCACUCGAGGCUUGGAUCGAACAGGUGAGGGAGGUGGCCUUCAAGAUAGAAGACAUCAUCGAUGAGUACCUCUAUCUGGUUGGAAGACAACGGGAAAGGACAUGGAAGAGUUGUCUCACGGCACCUUCGGAUUUUUGUUUCAAUCUUGCUAAGGCUUGGCGUGGUAUUGAUUCUCGAUUAGAGAAGUUGGAGACAGAUCUUUCUGAACUGACAAGCAGGAGAGAUCGAUAUGGUCUAACAAUAAACGGCAACGAUGAUGAUAGAGCGAAGAAUUCAGAAACAAACAACACGCAUCAUUAUCGAGCUUAUUCACCCAUGUUAACUGAUGAAGAUGAUUUAGUGGGGAUAGAAGUUAACAAAUCUAAGUUGCUUUCGUGGUUGACUAAUGCUGAUACUUGCAGGAAGAUGACAGCAAUUGCGGUGUGGGGAAUGGGUGGCCAUGGGAAAACUACCCUCGUCUCAAAUGUCUAUCGCAAUAAUACCGUGAAGAGUCACUUUGAUUGUCAGGUAUGGGUUACAGUUUCACAAACUUAUAGUGCACUGGAAGAACUCCUAGGAAUAAUGAUCCAGGAAAUCUUCAAGGGAAAAAAGGAGCCUGUCCCAAAUGGUAUCACUACCAUGCAAAGAUUAGAGUUAUUUGACAUCAUCAAAGAAAGUUUGCAACAAAAGAGAUAUAUAAUUGUGUUAGAUGAUGUUUGGCAUGUAGACUUGUGUAAUGAUAUUAGUCGUGCUUUUGUUGAUAGCAACAAUGGAAGUAGACUAAUUAUUACCACUAGAAUGCAUGAAGUAGCAAGGAUGGCAAACGAUGAACAUAUCAUAAAGCUGCAACAACUUGAUGAAAAAGAUGCAUGGAUUUUGUUUUGCAAAAAGGCAUUCCAAAGAGGGAACAGUAGAGAUUGUCCAAAAGAGCUAGAGGAUUACACUGGUAGGAUUUUGAAUAAGUGUCAAGGCUCACCGUUAGCUAUUGUAGCAGUUGGCAGUUUAUUGUCUUUCAAGGAAAAGAGUGAAACUGAAUGGAAGAAAGUCCAUGAUCGCCUUCAUUGGGAGUUGGAAAACAACCCUGCGCUAGAUAAAGUGAAGAAUAUUCUUAACCUCAGCUUCAAUGAUUUGCCUUACUAUCUAAAGAAUUGUUUUGUUUAUUGUAGCAUCUUCCCUGAAGAUUAUCUAAUUAAAAGGAAGAAACUAAUCCGAUUAUGGGUAGCUGAAGGAUUCAUGACGACAAGAAGCAGUGGCAAAUCAAUGGAAGAGGAGGCUGAUGACUAUCUUGCUGAACUUGUGGAUCGGUCCAUGCUUCAGGUGGUUAAGAGAAAUGGAUUUGGGAGACUCAAGGCUUUCAGAAUGCAUGACGUUGUAAGAGAGGUAACACUAGCAAUAUCUAGAAAGGCUAAAUUUUGCAUGAUUCUUGAUGGUUCACAAUCAGUUUUGGACAAUCAAACUCGUCGUGUUUCCAUUAAAACAAAUGAUGAAUCCCUUGAUUUAAGUACGAGCCUUUCACGACUUUGCUCUUUGAUUGCAUUUUCUACUUCAGUAUUUCGAAAUAGAGCAGUCUUGAUCAGUUUCAAAAUGUUGAGGGUGUUGGAGUUGCAAAACCUUCGAAUCCACAGCUUACCAAAUGAAGUUUCAGCCUUGUUUAACCUUCACUAUUUGGGUCUGAAGGAAACAGGAAUCAAACAACUUCCCAACCAUAUCCAAAAGCUCCAGAGUUUGCAAACACUUGACCUCCGUUAUUCCAGAAUAAGAAAGCUCCCGCGCGGUGUCACACAAUUGAAGAAACUUCGUCACCUAUUUGGGACUCGGAUUGAAAUUGAAUUUGGGGGAUCAACUAUAGCCGGUUGUGUUCCAACUCUCGAAGGAUCAUGGCAGUGUAAGAACCUACAGACUCUGAAAGAAGUUUUUGGAAACAAGAAGCUUGUACAGAGAUUGGGCGACAUGAAAGAGAUCCGAACAUUAGGAGUUACAGGGGUGAACCUAACCAAUUGUCCUCAGUUUUGUACCUCAUUGACUAAGAUGAGGAACCUUCGUUGCUUAAGGUUAACCUUGUUUGGAAAUGAAGACGAACAGUUCACCUUUGAAAUGUUAAAUUCUCCACCUCCUCUACUUCAGAAGUUGGAUUUAAACUUCAACUUGGGGAGAUUAUUUGAAGGAAAAAUGCCUACAUUUAUUUGUUCUUGUGCAGAACUCACACAUGUGAGUCUGUCGGGGACACAACUAAUAGAAAAUCCACUUCCUUCACUCGGACAAUUGCAUAAACUAGUGGCGUUAACAUUGAGGGAUAAUGCAUAUGAGGGGCACAAACUGCACUUUAAAACAGGUUGGUUCCUUAAUCUCAAAAGGCUUUACUUAGGAGGAUUGAAGAAUUUAAGUAAGAUUUUGAUAGAGGAAGGUGCCAUGGCAAGUUUAUAUAAACUAUAUAUGGAGGAUCUUCCAGAAUUAAGGAUGGUCCCUAGUGGCAUAGAGUUUCUCACACAUCUCCAAAAGCUCACUCUAUGUGUCAUGUCUGGGGAACUAGUGGGAAAAUUAAGAAAAGACUAUGUCAAUGAAGAAGAACGACGGAGGAUUAGACAUAUUCCGAUUGUUACCAUUAUAUAAGUACGAAAUUAAAAUAAUUGUUGAUGUUUGUUUGUUUAUGUAUGAAAUAAUCCUAAAAGAGGAUGAAAAUAUUUAUAGUCAUUUGUAUCAUAUGUAUAUUUCAAGAAAUUAUAAAGUCAAUAAUUAAAUUGUUUA
Messenger RNA from Zingiber officinale, 3028 nucleotides. Its product is annotated as disease resistance protein RPM1-like. The transcript has 2 exons. Gene Ontology annotation, molecular function: ADP binding. The record is from RefSeq and is a predicted model, not a curated record. Bases 92 to 2893 code for a protein of 933 amino acids. NCBI's taxonomy places the organism in Eukaryota, Viridiplantae, Streptophyta, Magnoliopsida, Zingiberales, Zingiberaceae. Gene Ontology annotation, biological process: defense response to other organism.